Messenger RNA from Plasmopara halstedii, 309 nucleotides. RefSeq lists its product as uncharacterized. Lineage: Eukaryota; Oomycota; Peronosporomycetes; Peronosporales; Peronosporaceae. The transcript has a single exon. The record is from RefSeq and is a predicted model, not a curated record. The coding region runs from base 1 to 309 and encodes 102 amino acids.
AUGACUAGACAACAAGGCAAUUCCCCGUUCCGGAAAUUCUUCGAUGUUUGCACCUUCCCUUCUACCUCAUCCCCGGAUAAAUGCACGCACCCUGAUUCGCUCUCCAAAGUAGAGUGUGCUAAGCCAUUUCGCUGCGAAAUCACGAAAGUUUCAACCUUCUGUAGUAAGCUGGAGCGGGCUCAGCAAGCCGAGUUUGACAUCUCAAGAACAGGAGUCAUAGAUAUCUUCGAAGAAGCUCAUUUUACAAUUCUGCACUCUGUCACAAGGCUUAUCAAAAGGCGCUCAGUGCACCGCAAACUUGCAGCUUAA